ACCGGACGUAAGAAGGCACUCACUGUCUUAUGAGCUCGGGCUGAAACACCGCCUCUAACUUUCCUUCCAAUCAAACGAACGUCAGUGGUCAUCAACACAUAAAAUCUUUUAUGUAAUUAAAUCAGUUUCCUUUUAGUUUCCCGAGACACUGGAAAAGCGAAAAAAAAAGCGACUGAAGUUUUGGUCCACGGAAAAAUAUUAAGAAUCAGCAGAGGGAGCAUCGACAUCAGGCAAUAAUUACGUUCGGCUGAAAAUUAACGAGGAUUUUAUCAGAAUCGUCAAAGAAGUACUACGUAUAAGCAACAUAUAACUCAUCGUCAGCCACUCAAGCAAAAGCAAACAAUACAUAAUGAAUCUGAGAGCAUCAUAAAGAAGGACUGUAUACUGAUAAUGAAGGAAAAUGAAGACAAGAACGAUGACAGUAUAGUUAUCUGCAAAACUCAACUAUAAACACAUAAGGACCAUAAGAAUGGGAGACCGAGACGAACGAGGGCGUUUGAAACUGCCUGAUGCAAGUUAUGUACCGUUUCAGAGAGUUCUGUCAAGAUCAAAUCGUGGGAGUAUAAACAAUUCUCGGCGUGAGUCACCAGAACAUACCCCACGAAAGAACAAGUCUAAUCGGCAGUGGGCAUCAAGUGAAAGCAAACGAAGCACUCGAAGUCAUUCUUACAAUAUUAGUGAAUACAGGAAUUCUCAUGAUGAUAAUCAUCAUGGAUAUUAUUAUGAUGGAGAUCACGAAAAUAGUAAUGAGGACAAACACCGCCGACGCAGAUCUAAGCAUCGUGAUCACUCCAGCGAGGUGACUAAACAGCUUAAUGAUCUCUCGAUAAGAAAUGGAGGACGACCUAGGAGCAAAAGCCUGACAAAUGGUUCGGAGAAACACAAGAUGCCUUUCAUUCCAUUCCAAAGGGUUCUCAACAUAAGAACACGCCAACCUACAAUUGAACCAGAAAGGACUUUCAGAGUUCCUGCUUACACGGGUCUAAAGGACAGAAGAGACUUUCACUACAAGCGUGAUAAACUCCGACCAAAUGGUUACACAACGGAGUACAGAUCUCGAUUUAUACAACAACAUGGGAAAUCACAUGGCAAAAAAAAACCAUCAAGAGGGAAAAAUGAUUCACUCUUAAAUGAACUCUUGACUGAGAAAGAUAACUAUGAUCAGAGUGACGAUGAAUAUGAAUACAAAAAUGGGGAUGACCAAGAAAGAUCAAAUCACAGCAGACUCUCCAAGGGUUCAAAACAUUCAGGAGGUUCCUAUGGCUCUGAUGAUGGAAAUGCAUCUGGUUAUGAAGACAGAACAGAUUCAUCAUCAUCAGUUAAAUUUCCUCAGAUACGACCAUCCCCAACUGUAAGUGCUGAAAUUGCCAAGACCAUCAAAGGAAAAGGUGCUGCAGUACCACCAAGGAAAUUAACUAUGAGCCCCCAAAGCCUCAGCUCUGAUUCUCAGGUCCCUCUAAUGGUGCAGGAAACAGUUCAGGCAAUUGAUACAUCACGAUGGGUAGAAGGCAAAGGGGCUGGGAGAUUAAGUCAUUAUUUCAAGCCAAAGGCACCUCAAAGCAAGAAUGAUAAGCUCAGCUUCACCCAAGAGACAGUUAAAAUUAUUGAAGACACAGACAAAAAUAUGAAAAAGAAAGCUGAACUAAAUAAAGCCCCUGACAAACUACCUAAGGUUCACAGCAAAAAAACAUCCUCUCAAAAAGAACAAAACAAAUUACAAAAAAUAGCUCAAAAUUCAAAUCAAAUCAGAAGCAAACACAUCACAAAGUUCUUGCCAAGAUCAAAAAGCGACUCUGCUCUUUUUCAUGCCAAAAGAAAUGAAAAUAAUACUCAAGGACACAUCCAAAAAAUGAAAUCAAACCAGAUCAUCAUAUUCAAGGAAAAUGAAGCAACACAAUCCAUUCAGAAAGGAGAAAGACCAAGAUCUUCUCUACCAAAAAUAAUCUUAACAAUGGCUGAGGAACAAAAUUCUCCAAACCAAAAGAAAUUUCUUGAUAAAUCUAUCACUAAAAAUAUACAAAAAGGCACAUACAUAAGAACAGCUAUUCCAAACCUCCCUAAUAUUUCAACGACAGAAAAGGAUAAAGAAAAUUACACGUCUUCCAGAAAAAAAGAAAACAUUCAGCCUAAAUCACCGCAAUUACAACAUACACUAAACAGGCAGCCUAAAAAUUCCAUAAAGAAAAAAAGACUUGAUUUGAAGAAGCCAUCAGGAACAAUGAAGAAGCCAUCAGGAACAAAGAAAAAAUCAUUGAUUGCUACACAAUACAAACCUUACAAAAGCACACAAAUUCGUAAGACAAACGAAGUAAAAAUCAAUAAGCUUACACUGAAUGGAGAAGAACUGCUACAAUCAUAUCCCAUCCAGAGGCAAAAUCUCCUCCAGGUAACUAAUCAUCACCUAGAUUCUGCAUCACUAAAACGCAAGGUUUACCGGGAGAUGAGUGCCACAAACAGAUUUAGCAUAAAUAACAAUAAUAUACCACAAGUACAUCAGUACACCUUCAAUGAAAAAUUUUCAAACAGACCAGAUCAAGGAAAUUUUAUUGAGCUGAAAGGCAGCUACAAUCAAGAUAAUAUACAGAAAUAUAUAGGAAAUAUAAAGCAGCAAAGGUCCAAGAGAUUAGCAAGGUUUUCUCAUUUCUUAAAGCCGAAAGAAAAGACAGGUGAAGUAAUACUCUAAGAACAGAAACUACAACUUCAUCUAUGAGGAAAUUUCAUUAAAGGUGUUGGCACUUACAGGUUCCUCAUGAUAUUUAUUACUGUAGAUGCUGAAUUACUUUAAAUGACUAAAAUCUAUAAUUCAAAGGCACUAUUUUGGGAGAAGAUCUAGGUAGAGAAUAUCAUACAAAUUUGGAAUAUAUAUUUCUGCCACGAAAAACUUACAGAUACAGUGAAUGCUAACAUAACAAGUUAACACAUUACAAAAUGAAGAUAUCCUAAGAAAUAAAAGAUAAGAAAUUACUAUCUCUUUAAAAUAGCCAAUAAUGACUUGAGACAUUUAAUAUCUAACAAUAUACAGCCACUCUAAAAAAAAAAAAUUCUUAAGACACUGUGCAGGUACAAAUCCACCCAUAAUUCAGGCGCAAAGAAAUCUAUUGCAUACCCUACAAUGAUUUCAUUCUAAAAAGAAAUGCCACAAAAAUUUUAAAAUUAUUCUGUACAUAAGAAUAAGUGGCAAGCAAAUUCAGCAUUGUUAAAACUCCAGAAUGAUAAUAAGCACAGGCCUGAAACACAACUGUUCAUUUACUAAUUAAGAAAUUAAAUAAUUCUCUGACAAAUAUUGUAUCUAUUAACUUUGCUGCUCCAAGUAUUAUCAGCAAACCAUUGAUCCAUGUACUGUAAAUUAGAAAAACCAUAACUUACAGAAACGAGAAAAAAAAUCACAUGCAAAUAUCCUAAAGGACAUAAAGUUUGGAAUGUCAUGAUGAAUGCAUAUGCAAUCUUAAUGUUAGGAAUUAAAAGUGGAAUUUUAAGGUAUGUGGAACAUAAAUAUGAAAAUUGUACCCAAGCAGUUUUCAAAACAAAAUCUCCUGUAUAUAGAUUAUCAAUGUAAUUUCUUCCAGGAUAUAUCACUUUGCACAAAAUAAAACAAUGGUAUAUUUAAAUAGACAAUUUUUCUUCUCUUUUUGUACCUCCAACGAGCAGCAUAAAAGAAUUACUGUACCCUGCUAGAAUAUAAGUUUUCCCAGAGUAAAUUAUACACUGCCAUAACAGCAGAAACCAUAAUAUGCAACUAUUAUCUGUAACAAAAAUAUUUUGUUGGGAAGUACUAGUAAUUAUACAGUGCACCAUAUACAGUAGGUAUACUUUCAUUUGUAGCUUAAUCAAAUGACAGCUACAAAAGGAGAAGUGUCUUAGUCUGUAUGCACUAGUGGAAAAAAAGGAAAAAAUACAAUAACUAAGGAGUAAGUAAACUGAAUUUAGAAUAUCCCGACCAACACUGCGUAACCAGUGCAAUGAUGAUUGAACUACUAAUAAAUGUGAAUACAGUAGAUCCCCGUAUUCGAUGGGGAUGGGUUGACUUUACUACAUAAUCAACAAAAAUAAAAUGAUAGAAAGAUAUUUAUGUAUACUUUAUAAUGAACAUUUUAAAAUGGAAGAAAAAACUGUUCAAGGAAGAAAAGAAAAUAUAUCUAUGGAUUUAUUCUUACAAAAAUUUAUCACUGCAGUAUAACUCUUCUUUGUUGAAUGUUACACUAAUACUACAGUUAAGCAUGUUUAACUCAACAGAUACCUUA
Molecule: messenger RNA, 4241 nt
Organism: Macrobrachium nipponense
Lineage: Eukaryota; Metazoa; Arthropoda; Malacostraca; Decapoda; Palaemonidae
Exons: 4
Coding region: 470-2683 (737 amino acids)
Source: RefSeq, a predicted model, not a curated record